Molecule: messenger RNA, 1431 nt
Organism: Pseudogymnoascus destructans
Lineage: Eukaryota; Fungi; Ascomycota; Leotiomycetes; Thelebolales; Thelebolaceae
Exons: 3
Coding region: 1-1431 (476 amino acids)
Biological process (GO): tryptophanyl-tRNA aminoacylation
Cellular component (GO): cytoplasm
Molecular function (GO): ATP binding; tryptophan-tRNA ligase activity
Source: RefSeq, a predicted model, not a curated record
AUGGCCGAAGCACCAACUUCUCCCGAAACCGCUGCGACGCUGCCCCCAACCCAGGCGAACAAACAACAAAUCGACCCUUGGAACGUGAAGGGCGAGGUGGGAGCUGAUGGAAUAACAAAGGCCAUCAAUUACUUGAGUUUGGUGGAGGAGUUUGGCACGAAAUUGUUGUCAGACGAUGGGAUACUCGAGAGAUUUGAGAAAGUGACGGGGCACAAGCCACAUCGCUUCAUGAGGAGAGGGAUUGUCUUCAGUCACAGAGAUCUGAACCUCAUUCUUGACCGAUAUGAGCGCGGCGAGCCCUUUUUCUUGUAUACUGGACGAGGCCCAAGCAGUGAUAGCAUGCACAUUGGUCACACUGUCCCCUUUGAGUUCACAAAAUGGUUACAGGAUGUUUUCCAGGUGCCCCUUAUUAUUAUGAUGACAGACGACGAGAAAUAUCUCUUCUCUGAGAAGCGCACGAUAGAAGAGGUCCAAUCAUACACGAGAACAAAUGCUGCGGAUAUUAUCGCCGUAGGAUUCGACAAGGAGAAGACAUUUAUCUUCAGCGAUUAUGACUACAUGGGAGGGGCCUUUUACCGUAAUGUUACUCGCAUCUCAAAGCAUGUCACAUUGAAUGUUGCUCGUGCGGUUUUUGGAUUCAACGACAGCUCGUGCAUUGGCAAGAUUCACUUCGGUGCAGUGCAGGGCGCCACUUCAUUCGCAUCCUCAUUCCCACACAUCUUUGGAACUGAUGAGACGAAGACCCAUCAGAUUCCGUGCUUGAUCCCCUGCGCUAUUGAUCAAGAUCCAUACUUUCGUUUAACUCGAGACGUGGCCUCUCGCCUUCACUUCGCAAAGCCAUCCCUCAUACACGCUAGGUUCCUCGAUGCCCUGCAGGGCCCUGGCACGAAGAUGAGCGCAAGUGUUGAUACGAGCGCAAUUUUCAUGAAGGAUACACCAAAGCAGAUCAAAACCAAGGUCAACAAAUACGCGUUCUCGGGCGGCAAGGUUUCGGAAGCGGAGCAUCGUGAGCAGGGAGGCGACACUGAUGUGGACGUUGCAUACCAGUACCUGACCUUCUUCAUGGAGGAUGACGAGGAGUUAGAAAGGAUUAAGAUUGCGUAUCAAAAGGGAGAGCUGCUAACAGGAGAGCUGAAGGCGCUGUGCAUUGCCGAGCUGGAGAAGUAUGUGUUGGGCUUCCAGGAGCGUCGCUCGGUUAUCGACGACGCUGUGAUUGACAGUUACAUGGAGAUCAGGCCGCUGGAGUGGACAGGCAACCCAAACCCUAUUGCAGCCGCCGCUCCAGCCGAGGGGCCGUCUGCAGCUGCUGGCGAGUCGGUUGAUGGCGUCCCGAAACUCACCAAGAACCAGGAGAAGAAGCUGGCCAAGGAAAAGAUGAUUGCAGACAAGAAGGCGGCGAAGGAGAAGGAGAAGGAGAAGCAGCAAGCAUGA